UCUACAAUUUAUUAUAUUGGCGGACUUCAUAAUGGAGGUGCUGUCAGCAAAUUUGAUACACUAUCCCUGCAAUGGAGUGAACCAAUUACUUCUGGAUCGAUACCUACUCCUCCUUUUGAAAGGAGUGAUGAAGUGAUGAAAUUUAGUCAAUGUGUAAUUUUCGGAC
This is a messenger RNA of Racocetra fulgida, 166 nucleotides long. Lineage: Eukaryota; Fungi; Glomeromycota; Glomeromycetes; Diversisporales; Gigasporaceae. The record is from the annotation of a GenBank genome assembly.